Messenger RNA from Panicum hallii, 2828 nucleotides. RefSeq names its product protein ENHANCED DISEASE RESISTANCE 2. The record is from RefSeq and is a predicted model, not a curated record. The transcript has 22 exons. NCBI's taxonomy places the organism in Eukaryota, Viridiplantae, Streptophyta, Magnoliopsida, Poales, Poaceae. Bases 490 to 2589 code for a protein of 699 amino acids. Gene Ontology annotation, molecular function: lipid binding.
CCCCCUCCCGCUCCGCUUGCCGUGUUCGGUUCUGAUGAGUGUGGUGGCUGCGUUGCUUGUCGCGAUUUUUUCGCGUUACGGCUUCUCAUGAUUUUGCGGGCUGGGUUGGGGGUUUGCUCAAAUUGUGUGGUCUGGCCCGUUUUGGUUGGGGCGCUUAAAGCCUGAAACCUCAUCCUAUCCGGACUUGUCGGUUUCGUGUCGCCCGCAGCAAUUGCUGGUUGAGUUUGCGCCUGCGUCAUUGCUCAGUUUUGUUUUGGACCUGUUGACUGUUAGGGAAUUUAGAUGGAAUUGUCGAGCAAUGCAUGCUCGAAUUCGUUACGCUUGCGGCUUGUGGUUUGGUUCGGCAAGUUUUGGCUUGAUACGGUAGUAGAAUGCAGGGAUUAUGCAGAGAAAUGUCUCACCCGUAUAUGUCUGCUAGGAGAAACACAAAUGUGCAUUUGGGGGCACAUUUCUCGGUUGUAGUUUUUGCUCGGAUCAUGUUGCCAUUACAUGGUGAUUGGCUUGUCUCACAUAGAGUUUGGAUUGAAACCUCUAUGCUGGGUUCUGUUUGUUCAGGAACCUAUCCGAAAGGGUGCUGUUGGCCACACCCUUAUGGUGGAGGAGCUUGGUCGCCGGAGGGUUAAUCAUGGGGAUGUUUAUGUCCUAAGGUUGUGCAAUCGGUUGGAUCAAACAAAGAAAGGAGAGAUAGCAUGUGCUACUCCUGGUGAAGCCCGGAAAUGGAUUGAAGCAUUUGAACAAGCCAAACAACAGGCAGACAAUGACUUGAUGAGGGGUGUUAGCUGGAACAGAUUGCAGAAUGAAAAUGAGAUUAAUCUUGAUGGUCAUCGGCCUCGGGUUAGGAGAUAUGCACAAGGCUUGGGAAAACUUGUAAGAAUUGGUAAAGGGCCUGAAAUGCUCCUCCGUCAAUCUUCAGAUCUUCGGAACCAGGAAAGGGUUAAUACAAACUUUGGAGGUGAUACUGGAGAUGCAUUUGAAGCACAUGAAUGGAGAUAUGUUCGAACAUUUAAUGGUAUCAGAAUUUUUGAAGAUAUUGCAAACCCAAAGGGUGGAAAGGGAAUACUUCUGAAGUCUGUUGGGGUGGUUGGUGCAAACCCUGAUACUGUGUUUGAAGUGGUUCUCAAUCUUGAUAAGCAUAAGAGAUACGAGUGGGAUAUGUUGACAGCUGAUUUGGAGUUGGUGGAAACAAUUGAUGGAUACUGCGAUGUGGUUUAUGGGACCUAUGAGCCAAAAUAUCUAAAUUGGUGGAAAGAAAAGAAGGAUUUUGUUUUCUCAAGGCAAUGGUUUCGCGGACAAGACGGAGCAUAUACCAUUUUGCAGAGUCCCAUUGGUCACAACAAAAGACCUCCAAAGCAUGGUUGCAAACGUACAAAAAUCAACCCAUCAACAUGGGAGAUAAGGAGGUUGAACACAUCAGGAUCAAGUCCAAAGUGUGUUGUUACUCUUAUGUUAGAGAUUUCUCCGAGUUUUUGGGGCAGAUGGAAGAGAAGGCACUCCUCAAAUUUUGACAAAAGUAUCCCUUUUGCUUUGCUCAGCCAAGUAGCAGGUCUAAGAGAGUACUUUGCAGCCAAUCCAGCCUUGACAUCUGAUUUGCCUUCAACAGUAGUGAAGUCAAAAGCAUCUGAACCUUUGAUCAUCCAGAGUGAACUUGAAGAUUCUGAACCUGGCGACGAAUUUUAUGAUGCACUUGCUAGAGGUGAAUCCUUUGAAGAUGAAGAUAGCGAUGAUGAUGAUGAUGAUGAUGAUGAUGAUGAUGCCACAACUCCAAAGGCUGGAAAAGUGAAACUGAAGAAUGUGUCAUGGGCUAUUGCUGGUUUAGCUUUAAAGAAAACUAAAGCUUUGGUUGAGACCAGUGAAUUGGUUACGGAUUCUAGUCCAGUAACUGUUGACCCCAGCCACUUCCAUGGCACCCUUCGUAGAGCGAAAAGUGAAAAUGACCCUAAUUCUUGGAGUGCACCUGGUGGUGGGAAGUUUAUGAUCAGAGGGAAGACUUACUUGACAGAUUACACCAAGGUGGUUGGUGGGGAUCCGCUUCUAAAGCUCAUUGCAGUCGAUUGGUUCAAGGUUGAUGAGCGCUUUGAUUCGGUUGCUUUGCAUCCCAAAAGCCUUGUGCAGUCAGAAGCUGCAAAGAAGAUUCCUUUCAUAUUGGUUAUAAAUUUGCAGGUUCCAGCGAAACCAAAUUAUAACUUGGUCAUGUACUACGCAGCAGAGAGACCAGUGAACAAAGAUUCUUUGUUGGGUAGGUUCAUUGAUGGAACUGAUGCGUUCCGAGAUGCCAGAUUUAAACUUAUUCCAAGCAUUGUUGAGGGCUAUUGGAUGGUGAAGCGUGCAGUUGGAACGAAAGCUUGCCUUUUGGGCAAAGCAGUAACGUGCAAUUAUCUUCGCCAGGAUAACUUUCUGGAGAUAGAUGUCGACAUUGGUUCAUCUUCUGUUGCACGGAGUAUUAUUGGUCUAGUAUUGGGAUAUGUCACAAGCAUUGUUGUUGAUCUUGCUAUUCUUAUUGAGGCAAAGGAAGAGAAAGAGCUGCCUGAGUACAUUCUGGGCACUGUCCGUCUGAACCGCGUGAAUCCCGACAGUGCUGUAUCAAUCUGACUAAGUUAAUUCCAUCUCUUCUCGCAAUUUCCCUCUUCACCCACAGAAGAGGUAUAUAGUUUUUGGCAGGACUGUUCAUUUUCUCUCUCUCUCUUAUCCCUCACCUAAGAGAGGUAGGAUAGCAUUUUUAAAUGUGCUGAUCCCUGAUCGAGGGUUGGCAUAUGUACAGAGUACAGUAAAAGGUAUGAAUACAUGACGCCAUUCGUAAAUAGAAGAAAUGAAAGGUUAUGUUAUAGGAA